Molecule: messenger RNA, 3109 nt
Organism: Schistosoma rodhaini
Lineage: Eukaryota; Metazoa; Platyhelminthes; Trematoda; Strigeidida; Schistosomatidae
Source: the annotation of a GenBank genome assembly
GAUAAUUGCUUUUGUUUGAAUGCAUCGGUUACUAUUGUUGUUUAAAAUGUGGUUAUUUAGAAAUGAAGAGCAAUAAACGUUCUAUUAGUGACAUGGUUGAUACUAGGGAUUACCUUGUUAAAAAUGGCAUUCCACAGCUUUUUGAGUGUUUAUUGACUGGACUAAUGUAUCAUCGUCCAAAUAAUCAUUUAGACUAUUUGCAACAGUGUAUUGAAAAAAUUAGAGCGAACGGAAUGGACAGUGUGCGAUGGGAUCUAUUUCUUCAAUCAAAACCCAUUGAGAAAUUAUCUUUACAUACGAAAACAAUUUUAGAAGUUGAUGAAGACAGUUCUCAACAUGAUGCCAUUCCUAAAAUCGAUUCACCUAGAUUAUGUGUUAAAGAGGACACAGUGGUUAUAUGCAUAAUAUCUGGGCCAGGUAUAGACAGAUCAAUAAUUUCAGAAGAAUUGAUCAUGCAUUAUCCUAAAUUUAUUUAUGUCAAUUUACCGGAUUUAUUGAAAACACGUGCAAUAAAUGAACAAACUCAACAACAAUCUCGUUGGCAUGAUGCUAUACAAAAGCUUAAUAAUGGGGAAUUAUUACCAAAUGAUAUAGUUUUAGAAACACUUUUGUUAAAAUUGAAUCAACAUAGUGAUGCGGAUGGCUUUAUAAUAGAUGGUUAUCCAAAAACAGAAAUACAGUAUUUAGAUCUUAAAGAGCAUGUUGGUAUGGAUAGAUUAAAAUGUGUGAUUUUACUUGAUAUCAGUGAAGAAUAUUCCAGACAACGUUUAAGUGAACGAAUAUCACAUACAGAUAAGGUUUGUAAUAAUAAUAAAUCAGAUUCAAUUGACCGUUGUCUCAGUAUCUUCAAAAAUCAAACGUUACAAGUAUGCAAACUUAUUGAUGAUGACGAGAAACUCAGAGUUAUUGAUGGAGAGUUAAAUUGUAAUGAGAUUCUGAAGGAUAUUCUGGAAGUGUGUGAUCAUAUGAUUUCUAAUAAUUUGGUUGAUUCAGAAGUGCAUCAUACAUCAAAUGCUUCGCCUGAUAAUCUGCUUAUCCCAAUAAAUCAUGGAACGAGGGGGCGUGAAAGCAGACCGAGUAUAAGUAGUAUUCCAAGAAUUGUACCAGUAUUCUCUGACAAUGGUCGAAUGAGUGGUAUUUAUAAUUGUCCAAUAAUUUUAUUAUUAGGUGGUCCAGGCUCUGGACGAACAGAACAAGCAUUAAGUUUAUGUGAAAAAUUUUCUGGUUUAGCAUAUUUCAAUGUUACUGACUUUUUGAGGAAAAAUGUUUUGGAUUUUAUCAAUGAAAAUGAUACUAAAGAUUGGGAUGUCAUUGCACGUCGAGUACAUUCUAGUGAUCCACCGUCGAACAAAGAUAGGCUCAUUCCAGAAUACUGGGACGUGCAAUCUGAAGUAAUCCGUCUAGAGUCCAGUAAUUUGGCUGGUAAUAGUAGAGCUGUUAUCAUUGAAGGAUUCCCAUGUCAUGAAGGUCAACUAAAUACAUUCAAUCAAUGUAUCGGUGGCGUAGACUUAGUCAUUUUAUUAGACUGUGAAGAGACAACAUUAAUUGAUCGAUUACAUCAACGAUAUGAACGUCUAAAACGUACUGAAGAUGAAGAUGCUGUUGUAUUACAACGUAUAUCAUUCUUUAAACAUUGUACAUUACCUGUUAUAAGGUAUUAUGAUGAACGAGGUAAAUUAGUAACGAUUCCUGGUGAUCAAGAACAAAGUCUUAUCUUCAAACAUUUGGUUGCAGUGAUUGAAUUCUUUCUACGCAUGAAAGAAGAAUCAAAAAAUGAAACAUCUGAUAAUGAAAUUGUAAAAACUGAAGAAAUUAUACCAGUAAUAACGAAACUAUUAAAAAAUGAAAAUCGAAAACUUUUAACGGGUGUGACAAUAGAUGAUGAUCAAUCGCUUGAAACUAGUUUUGAAGAUAGCGUAACAAAAGAUAAUGAUUCUUCUCCAUCAAGUCAAUUAAUAAUUACACCUGAAGGCAAUCAGAAUUCAUUAGAUCAGAUUGAAUCGAAAUUGGAUAAUUUAGAAGGAAGUCCGGAGAAGACUGUAAACGAUGAUUUGGACAAAUAUAAAUUUAUUUUUGUUAUCGGCAGUUGUGAUGAGAUAAGACGACUGUAUUGUAAACACAUAUUGAAACAAUGUAAUUACAACUACAUUUCAAUGAAAAGUAUAACAGAUCCAGUGAAUUUAGAUGGAGACAAUACUUUCAGUUUGGAGAAAUUAAUUCAAAUUAUUACAGAGGAGAUGAGCAGAACACGUAAAGCAGGAUAUAUUAUAGAUGGUAUACCAAAUAGUUUGGCUCAAGCUAAAGAAAUUGAAGCAUACAAUGAUUCAUUGAAAUUUUCAAAUUGUAAACUGAUUAUUUUAUUAGAAGAUAAGUUUUCCGACCAUGAUCAUUUAGGAGAUAAUUCACAAUGUCAUAAAAAUGAAGUUGAGGAAAGUUUAAUUGAAUUUUUGGAAUCUACAAAAAAAUUAUGCCGUAUAUCUUGUUCAAAGAGUGAAGAUGAAAUUGCUUAUCAAUUGCAUAAUUUGUUUUCAUAAUUUAUAAUUUUUACUAAAAUUUUCUUAUUAUUAUUUAUCACUUUCCUAUUUCAAUUUUUUUGAAUGUUGAAAGUUUCACACUUUUAAUUUUACACAAAUCAUGCUUUUAGAAAAUGUUUAUACUUCUUAGAGAAAGAGAAUCUAUUGUGCUUUAUUUUUUGAAACAUAACUAAGUUUUGUUCUUUUCAUUAAUUCAUUGAACGAUAAAUAGAUAUAUAGAUCUAUCACUCAUGUGAAAAGGAGUAUAUACUUUGUAAAACUACAAUCAUUAUGAACUACAUUCUAAUCAUUCAAAUAAUAGUUUACCAAAAGUACUAUCAUCUUAUCUGUUUUAUUCAUUUCUCAAUAUUCUUUCUUAAUUUUAGGUUUAUUUUAUUUCAAAUAAAUUUAUUUGUCCAGAAAAAAGAUUCUACACUCUUUUUUUUGUUUAAACAUUCAAUACUAUAAAUGAAAUGAAAGUCGAACAUAUGUGUUAUGUAAUGUCAUUAGUGGUCUCAUUUUUUUUUCCUGAUCAAAUCAUAUAUCUGUGAUGAAGUUCCAUUUUCUAUGAUAGAAGGUAAAAUGAUUUUUCAUUA